Chironomus riparius is the source of this 1755-nucleotide messenger RNA. NCBI's taxonomy places the organism in Eukaryota, Metazoa, Arthropoda, Insecta, Diptera, Chironomidae. The record is from the annotation of a GenBank genome assembly.
AUGGACCAAACUGAUAAUUUUAAGCAAAAAUUUGAUAUAUUAAAGUUGAAAUAUUUCCACAAAUCAAAUAAAUUGAAAAGAAGCUUUCCUCCUGAAACCGCAAAGUCGUCACACACUUUUGAUUUCUUCACAAAGCAAAGCUCAAUUCAUGGCUUUCAGUUUCUUUCAAAAAGACGCAAUAGCAGUUUUUCACGAAUUUUCUGGGGACUUUCGUUAAUCAUAUCUCUUAUUGGAUUAAUAUACAACGCAAAACGUUUGUACAUCAAACUGAAUAUCUUACCAGAUAUAGGAAUUACAGUUAAGCAAGAGCUUUCAAGACACGUUCCAUUCCCUGCAAUAACAAUGUGCUUGCCAGUUUUUGCGAAGAAUCGUUUAGCAAAUUAUACACAUUUCAUGAACGAAUAUUACAGGAAUGGAAAGAAAAAUGUUUUUAAUUUGACGGAAAUGGAUAAGCAAUUUUUAGCUGUCAAUACGAUUCGAUGUAGCGAAGAUGAUUUAGACCCGAUUCUUGAAUGCUGUAAAGAUGCAAAUAUUUCAAAUAUAGUUCAUUUGAUGGAUAAAAGUUAUCUUACAAUUGAUGAAACUUUUUCAAAUUGUGAUUUGAGACUUGAAGAAAAGGAUUGUAAUCUCAUUAUUAAGAGGAUUUUAACAGAUCGUGGAUUUUGUUUCACGACAAAUUUCCAAAGAUUCAAUACAAUAUUCAAAAAUGAAGUUUUAAGUGAAGAUUUUAAGAUUUAUAUGAAACGUCCGCCUUCAGAAGCUUUAAAUAAACUUGGUGAUGAUGUUCAUUGGACACUUGAUGGUGGAUACAAGAAUGUAUCCUCAAAUUUUGUGACUCCUCUUCGCUUAGUUAAAGAAAAUGAUCACACAUUUAUAAUGUUUUCAAAAUUAGAAGACAUGUACAAUAUUUGCUUCCAAAAAAACAUUCAUAUAAGGAUUCACAUGCCGAAUGAAAUUCCAACUCUUUUUCAUCGAGGAUUCUUGCAAGAAUAUACACACGCACAGCGAGUUUUAAUUACUGCAAAGGUCAUAAAAGCUCAUCCAUCUUUGAGAAGUUAUUCACCACAUGCACGACGAUGUUACUUUACUAAUGAACGAGAGCUUCAAUUCUUUAAAAUUUAUACCAAAUAUCACUGCUACUUGGAGUGCCUGACAAAUUUUUUGCUUGAAAAAUGUGGAUGUGUGGCAUUUUAUAUGCCACGAAAUUCAUCAACUAAAAUCUGCAAUUUAAUGGAAAAAAAUUGUGUUCAAAAAUAUGUUUAUCAAUGGCCUAAUCAUGAAGAUUUGGUUGAAGGGACAACGCCUUGCCUUUGCUAUCCAACAUGCAAUGAUAUUGAAUAUUCAGCUAUUGAAUCAGACUCUGAAUAUCGUGCAACAUCACAUGCUAAUCAUAUUAAAAACUACACUAGUUUGUUGCACUAUUCGUACUUUUAUGUUAACUUUAAUGAUCACGAAGUUCAGAUUCACGAAACGUACGUAGCAUAUAAAGUGCAAAAUUUCAUUGCUGAUCUCGGUGGAUUAUUAGGACUAUUUUUGGGAUGCUCCUUACUUUCAAUGAUUGAAGUUUUAUAUUUUAUUUUCAUGGCUUUAAAACAUAGAUACUGUAAACGUAAUGUAGGCGAUGAAAUAACAAUCAAUGCAGUUUCAUCAACAAAUCAAAACAUAUUCAACAAACUUGAUAAAAUUGGGAACAACAUCUACAUAAUUCGCAGUCCACUAUUUAAGCGUGAUCGUCAGAGUUUUUUGGAAGCUUAA